Molecule: messenger RNA, 2200 nt
Organism: Brassica napus (rape)
Lineage: Eukaryota; Viridiplantae; Streptophyta; Magnoliopsida; Brassicales; Brassicaceae
Product: U-box domain-containing protein 36
Biological process (GO): protein ubiquitination
Molecular function (GO): ubiquitin-protein transferase activity
Source: RefSeq, a predicted model, not a curated record
GUCGUGUAAUUUAUUUAACUUUGAAAUGAUGAUCUCACUGGUGAUGUUUUUGCUUGGAAAUUGUACAUAUAUUAAAUUGUAAGUAAUCAGAACUAUCUCUUUCACAUGAAAUAAAAUAACUAUUUCUUUAGAUUAUCUAGAAUUGUGGAAGUUACCUUGAUGAUCUUCAUUAAGAUCUUAUAGAUUAAGACUAAUUAUCACGCGGCAAAGAAGACCAGGUCGUUACUAAGCGGUUAACUCUCAUGGACACAACCGUAAAACAAAUGAAAAAUAAGAGCUGAAGUAAGCAUGCAUACGCAGCUUUGACGACACUAGUUCUGUAGGAUACGCCUGAAAUCGUCUUAACUUAUGUUUGAAGUUUUGAUAUCGCUUUCAUUAUGUCGACAUUACUCUUGACAUACACAGAAACUAUCACAUUCAUCAUAUUCUUGGAUAGUCAUGUUUGAAAGUCAAAACAAUUAUCCAUUAUUCUAAUAUACUUUAUUCAUUUCACCUUCUGUGAUAAGGCUAUGGAACGUGUCAACGCGGAUACGUGAUUAAGUAACGUGUUGUGAUUUAUAAUCCAAACCUUCCUCUUCUCUUUAAAUAUAACUUCUAUGGGUGUGACUAGCAUGGCUCAUCAAGUAAUGUGUUAGAUCAAAUCUUUAUCCUACGUAUUUUUUCCUCGUUCAUUGUGUGAUUCUAUAUGGAAAGGAGUGACCAUGACGUUAAAGAUUCCGAUCCAAGAAACGGUGAAAUUGGUUGGCUCUUUAAGAUUGUGUGGCAGCGAUAGAAGUGAACCAGUGGUGGUUAGCAAAACAGAGAUGGUGAUGGAUGAGAAGGUUUAUGUAGCAGUGGUAGCGAGAGAUCUUGAGAGCAAGUCCAGUCUUGUUUGGGCGAUACAGAACACUAGAGGCAGAGAGUUUUGCAUCGUCUAUGUUCAUCAACCGAUGCAGAUCUCAGCCCCGGGAGAGAUGUUCCACGAGCAGAAGCUGCGGCUUUAUAGAAAAGAAAAGGAGAAAGCUCAUAAUAGUUUGGACAAGUACCUUAAUAUAUGCAGGCAAAUGCAUGUCAAUGCAGAGAAGAUAUAUAUGGAAAUGGAUUCAGUAGAGGAAGGUAUCCUCCAACUGAUAUCUCAGCGUGGGGUUAAGAAGCUUGUCAUGGGAGCAGCAGCUGAUAGAAACUAUACAAUGAGCAUGAGAGACUUAAAGUCCAAGAAAGCUAUUUACAUUAGCAGAGAAGCGCCGUGUCAUAUAUGGUUCACCUGCAAUGGAUACCUAAUAUGUACAAGAGAAGCUACAAGAAGAGAUAACUUGUAUGCUGAAGGUACAUCGUCAAGUUCCUUGACUCAAUCCAAGAUAACUAAAGGAACUGAAAGGGUUGCAAGCUCGAGUAUGGCUAAAGAUGAUGUUCAGAUCCAAGUAGCUCUCAUAGAAGCUGCCACUUCAAAUAGGGAAACACGCUUAGAGGUGUCUAAGCGUAAGGAAGCUGAAAAAGCUGCAUCUGAUGCAAUCAAAAGGGCUAAAGAAUCGGAGAAUUUGUAUCUCAAUGAGUUGAAGCGUAGGAAAGAAAUAGAGAAGUCACUGAAGGAAGCCAACGAAGAGAUGGAAAAGAUGAGAUCAGAAGGCGAGGCACGAGUUGCUGAGUCUAAUAUGGUGAUUACAAACCUUCAAGGAAAGUAUAGCUUAUCAAUGAAAGUGUUGAGAAGACUUAGAGAUGAACAAGAAGAGUUGAAGAGAGAGAUUAGUGAAGUCUCAAAGCUGAAGAGUAAGCGCGAGGAAGAGGAAGCAUCUCCCUCUAAGGACCUUGAACCGCCUCAGUACUUCAUUUGUCCUAUUACACAGGAAGUGAUGGAGGAUCCAUAUGUAGCAGCAGAUGGUUUUACAUAUGAAGGAGAAGCCAUACGCGGCUGGUUUAAUAGAGGACACGAGACUUCUCCAAUGACAAACAAAAGGCUUCCUCACACGAGUUUGGUUCCAAAUCUUGCUCUUCGAUCUGCAAUCCAAGAAUGGCUUCAAGCUUCAAGCUCCUAAAACAUUGAACCAGACCCGAGCUCGGUUGGAGACUUUAAUUUUUAAUAUAUAUGGUUAUGACUUUUGAUGUUUUGUAAUAAUUCACCCAUUGUCCUAUCACUAGCCGGUGUUUGGUUGGUACUUGGUAUGAAUCAGUCUUCUGUAAUAUUUUUCUUUAUUAUAUUAUCGUCUUUCUAAAUUAUAAAUUA